Cladocopium goreaui is the source of this 741-nucleotide messenger RNA. The record is from the annotation of a GenBank genome assembly. NCBI's taxonomy places the organism in Eukaryota, Dinophyceae, Suessiales, Symbiodiniaceae.
AUGCUUGUGGCAGCUACACCGGCACUGGGACCAGUAUGCCCAGCAACCCAAGUGGCUGCGGGGCUUGCGGUUGUGGAGGAUGUGGCGAGGCUUAUGGAAACAUGGGAGCUUGCGGGAGUUCUGAUGCUGGUGGUUGCGGGUGUAGCUGUGGUGGCUGUGGCAGCUGCGGAGCUUGCAGCGGCUGUGGAGGUUGUGGCACCUGCGGUGGUUGUGGCAGCUGUGGCGGCUGUGGGAGUUGUGGCGGGUGUUGCGGAGGGUGUUGUGGAAACUGUGGCGGUUGCGGAGGCUGCGGCAAUUGCUGCGGAGGCUGUGGCUGCGGAGGCUGCGGAGGCUGCGGAGGCUGCGGCUGCGGCGGCUGCGGUUGUGGUGGUUGUGGUGGUUGUGGAGGCUGCGGCUGUGGUGGUUGUGGUGGUUGUGGAGGCUGCAGUGGUUGUGGGGGUUGCAGCGGGUGUGGUGGCUGUGGCGGUUGCGCAGGUUGUUGUGGCAACCCUUGCGGCAGCUGCGGUUGUGGCAACUGUGGAGGUGCUUGCGGUGGUUGUGGCUGCGGAUGUGGAGGAUGCGGAGGUUGCCCCCAAGGCUAUAGCUGCAGCUGUGGUGGAUGUGGUGGCUGCGAUGGCGGAUGCGGCUGUGGUUGUGGUCCCUCUGGCUGUGGUGAUGCUGGAGCUGGACCUCCUGGGGACCGACAAGCGAAGCUCAAGGCGUAUGAGCAGAAGGCUUCCGAAGCAUUUGAUCAGUUGCUAG